Nymphalis io (European peacock) is the source of this 2942-nucleotide messenger RNA. It is a transcript of the gene Stip1, whose product is annotated as stress-induced-phosphoprotein 1. The coding region runs from base 193 to 1809 and encodes 538 amino acids. The record is from RefSeq and is a predicted model, not a curated record. The transcript has 7 exons. NCBI's taxonomy places the organism in Eukaryota, Metazoa, Arthropoda, Insecta, Lepidoptera, Nymphalidae. Gene Ontology annotation, molecular function: Hsp90 protein binding.
AUUCUCGAAUUUGAAGUGUCAGUGUCCGUUCAUUCAUAAUUCAUUUUCAUACUAACUAAGGUGUAGAAUAGUUGAAAUAAUUGAACUAUUGCAAGAAAAAGUGUGUUGUUUAAUUAUAAAUUAUAGUAAAAGUCUACAAUUCGCUACAGCGUGAUCUGAAUUUUAUACAAAUAUAAAUAGGGUAUUAUAAUCAUGGAGCAGGUUAAUCAAUUAAAGGAGAAGGGUAACGCGGCUUUGGCUGCCGAGAACUAUGACGAAGCAAUUAAAUAUUACACUAGUGCAAUAGAAUUAGAUCCAAAUAACCACGUUUUAUACAGUAAUCGGUCAGCAGCAUACGCAAAGAAAAAGAAAUAUUCGGCAGCACUAGAGGACGCUGACAAAACCGUGUCGUUGAACCCCUCCUGGAGCAAAGGUUAUUCUCGAAAAGGCAGUGCAUUAGCUUACCUCUGGAGAUUCGAUGAGUCAAUCGAAGCAUAUGAAAAGGGCUUAGAACUAAACCCUGGCAAUGAGCAGCUGCUCGCGGGUUUGGAAAACGUGAAGAAGCAAGCUGAGGAAGCUAAAAUAAGAUCAGAUGCUUUAUUUGAGAAGCUGAAAGCAGACCCUCAAACAAGAGAAUGGCUGAAGGAUCCGGAAUAUGUAAAAAUGGUCAAGAGAUUAAACCCAUAUGAUCUGUCAACAUUAGAUACUUAUAUGUCAGACAUGCGUCUACUGCAGACAAUAUCUGUUAUGCUCAGUCUCGAUAUGGGCACGCCAAUGGAUGUCGAUCCACCUGCGGCGACACCAAAACCUACUCCUCAACCCGAGAAGGAGGAACCGCCAAAACCGAAAUAUGAAGAUCUUCCAGAACACCGCGUAUCGGCCUUACAAGAAAAAGACUUAGGUAAUGAAUAUUAUAAGAAGAAGGACUUCGAGAAUGCGCUAGUUCACUAUAAUAAGGCCAUUGAACACGACUCCACGGAUAUCACGUUUUAUACGAACAUAGCGGCUGUUUUCUUCGAACAAAAAGAAUAUGAGAAAUGUAUUAAAGAGUGUGAGAAAGCGAUUGAAAUUGGCAGAGAGAACAGAGCUGACUUCAAGCUGAUCGCGAAGGCUUUCACUAGAAUCGGUAACGCCUACAAAAAGAUGGAACAAUGGAAGUUAGCAAAGACAUAUUACGAGAAGUCAAUGUCGGAGCAUCGUACGCCCGAGAUCAAGACUCUCCUCAGCGAAGUAGAAAAGAGAAUUAUCGAGGAGGAGAAGAAGGCGUACGUAGAUCCCGUUAAAGCUGAGCAGGAGAAGGAACUGGGCAAUGACUACUUUAAAAAGGGUGAUUAUAGUACAGCAAUGAAGCAUUACACGGAAGCGAUUAAGCGCAACCCGGACGAUCCUAAGCUGUACUCUAAUCGUGCUGCUUGCUAUACCAAGCUGGCUGCCUUUGAUCUUGGUCUCAAAGAUUGCGAGCAGUGCUGUAAACUAGACCCUAAGUUCAUCAAAGGUUGGAUCCGGAAGGGAAAAAUUCUUCAAGGUAUGCAACAGCAAGCGAAAGCCUUAAAUGCCUAUCAAAAAGCGUUGGAAUUGGAUCCUAGCAAUGCAGAAGCACUUGAAGGCUACCGGGCCUGUUCUACACAGCUCAACUCAAACCCUGAGGAGGUCCGCAAACGCGCUAUGGCCGACCCGGAGGUGCAGACUAUCCUUCGCGAUCCCGCCAUGCGCUGCAUCCUGGAGCAGAUGCAGCAAGACCCUCACGCGCUGCAGGAUCAUCUCAAGAACCCCGAAAUCGCAGCCAAGAUACAGAAGUUGCUUGAAUCAGGCCUCAUAGCCAUUCACUAACCAUGCCUUGAAAGCGUUAUGCGUAAGCGUUGGGAUUGUUUUUUAAUGUUAACACAAUAGAAUCAUUUUUUAAGUUACGAUUCUUUUAAAAUGUAUGAUUAAAAAUUCUCUCAAUGAAUUUCUCUUUUAACAAAACUGUUACAUGUAUUGUAGAAUCAAGUGUAUCUUUAAUAUUUGUGUCACAAGAAGUAUUUUGUUUUCACCACACCGCCUACAAAAACCAAAUGCUACUAUUUUAGUAUAAAAAUCGUUACACCAAUAUAAUUUAAAAACCAAUCCCAAUAUUAUAGAACUUCUCAAUUUUAUGUAUUUUGAUAAAUCGCGAGAAAACUAAAGUAUAAGUUAAAUAAUUUACGCCUACUUAAAUAGGAUUAUGAGGUUUGUUUAAAUAGUUAAAAAUAAAUAUCUGAGACACCGAUGUUGUUUUAAGCUUGUGUUGAAAAUAUUUAGGGUUGAAGUUUUCGUAGAAUCUAAUAAUGAUGGUGAUAUCUUAGCGCAAGCAUUCAAACAUACAACAUAACAACAAGAUAGUUCGAAGUUAAUUUUCAAGUGUUGCUGUCCGAAGAACUCGAUUAUUAUUUUUUCAAUGUCAACAUUGGCACUAUAACUAUAUAACUGGCAAUAUAAAUGGUUAUUUACAAUGAAGUUUCAGUUCUUUUAUCUAAUGACAUAUAUCAAAUUAUAGUUGCUUAAAAUAUAGUGGAUUGAGUGUUUUGGAUAAUUACACUAUUUUGUUUGUUGGUGUUGGCUCGCUGGUGGCCUAUGGUUUCGGCGAGUGUGUAAUGUCGGCAUAAUCGAUUCUCCUUAUUAACCAAUAUUGUUCAGAAUACUAAUUCAUAUGAACUUGCAAAGAAGUAUGGUAUGAAUGCUUGACGUUAGCGACACAAUAUACUUUAAAAUUCACAGUUUGUCUGUGAUUAUCUCUAAAAAAUUAAGGCUUCUUCUCUCGUAGGCUAUUGUAAACCAUUCCAAAGUAUGUUUCACCUGAAAUACCAUGUAGUAACUCGGUGAACUUAUUUUGUACGAUUGUUUUAGGAUUUAUGCAAUGUUUAUUUGAAAUGGUAAUUUAUGCGAGUAUAUCGCCUGCAUUUGCGAUUUCAUAAUUUAUUCAAUAAAGGAACAUGUAGGCAUGA